AUGCUCGAAUUGACAUUUCAACUCAAGGCCCUAGGAGCAUUCAUCGCUCUCGUUCUGGCAGGCAAUGUCCUCCGUGCUAAAUUACGAUCGAGGUCACGCCUGCCUCUUCCUCCAGGACCCCCAGGACAUUGGCUGUUCGGAAACCAUAUACCAAGUGCCAACCAAUCUCAACAGUUUGCUGAAUGGAUCAAUACCUAUGGUCCCAUCAUAUCCCUUCGGUUGGGACCUAGCAAGGUCAUGGUCAUCAUUGGUAGACAUCAGGUAAAUGACUCUAAUACUGCUCACCGUGCACCUUCAUACUCACUUGCGAAGGAAUCUAACGAUAUAAUGGAGAAGGAGGGUGGUGUACUAGCGGACCGCCCUCGUGCAGUUGCAGCAGGAGAGAUCUUGUCUCGCGGACUAUUAAUCGUCCUUGCACCCGCAGGAGAGCAGUUGCGGAGACUUCGCAAGGCAGCACACACUCCUCUUCAGGCGAAGGCUGCAGACUCCUAUGCACCCGUCCAGAUGGACGCCGCCCGUGAUGUUAUCCUUGACAUCCUUGAUAACCCUAAGGGACACCAAGCAGCCGCGAAUCGCUACGCAGCGACAGUCAUGUUGCGUAUCAUGUAUGGGAAGUCCACGCCCACCGCCGCGAAUGCACCCGAUAUCAUCGUCAUCCAUAAAAUGCUCAAGCGCUUCCAGAUGCUCAUGCGGCCUGGCGCGUUACUGAUAGAGCGCUUCCCAAUUUUAAAGUACGUCCCAGGAUACACGACCGAGUUGGAGGAAUGGAGAAGAGAAGAGAGUCAGGUCUACCAUGACAAACUCAAUCGUGUUUCGAGAGAAUUUGCAACCGGCAAGGCCGGCCCUUCAUUUGCUCGGUAUCUUCUUGAGAACCAGUCUUCACACAAGCUUUCGGACGACGAAAUGGCCUAUCUUGCUGGAUCGCUGUUUGGCGCCGGUUCAGACACGACUGCUGUGGCGAUCAUGUAUGUCGUCAUGGCUUCCGCGUGUUAUCCCAAGGCGCAGGAGAAGGUGCAAGAGCAGCUGGAUAUCGUCGUUGGUCGUGACAGAGCUCCUACUUUCGACGACUACAAUUCACUUCCGCAGAUCGAGGCAUUCACACUGGAGUGCCUCCGCUGGAGACCCGUGACAACCCUUGGAUUUGCUCACCGUGCCUCGGCUGAUAUAGUCUACAAAGGCAUGCUUAUCCCAGAGGGCGCUAUAGUAUUUGGGAACCACUGGGCAAUCUCGCGCGACCCGAACGUCUAUCCCAACCCUGAUCAGUUCGAUCCUGAGAGAUGGCUCAACAGCGAGGGCAAAAUCCGGGACGACAUCAAGUUCCCUUCAUUCGGCUUUGGACGCAGAAUUUGCCCCGGGCGACACGUAGCGAAUCGCUCUGUCUUCAUCAACGCUGCGCUACUCUUGUGGUCGUUCAAGAUCACGCAGGACCCGGAGAAUCCGAUUGAUCAGAUGGGCUUCGCAGAUGGGGUGGUUGCACACCCCAAACCGUUCUCUGCACGCUUCCAGCCGCGGUUUGGGGAUGAGGGAUCAUUGAGGAACGUGAUGACUAUGUACGGUGAGGGGUUGUAG
Molecule: messenger RNA, 1569 nt
Organism: Suillus clintonianus
Lineage: Eukaryota; Fungi; Basidiomycota; Agaricomycetes; Boletales; Suillaceae
Product: cytochrome P450
Exons: 9
Coding region: 1-1569 (522 amino acids)
Molecular function (GO): monooxygenase activity; oxidoreductase activity, acting on paired donors, with incorporation or reduction of molecular oxygen; heme binding
Source: RefSeq, a predicted model, not a curated record